Messenger RNA from Tremella mesenterica DSM 1558, 531 nucleotides. RefSeq lists its product as uncharacterized. The coding region runs from base 1 to 531 and encodes 176 amino acids. NCBI's taxonomy places the organism in Eukaryota, Fungi, Basidiomycota, Tremellomycetes, Tremellales, Tremellaceae. The transcript is spliced from 4 exons. Gene Ontology annotation, molecular function: nucleic acid binding. The record is from RefSeq and is a predicted model, not a curated record.
AUGGACAAAGCCCCAUUCAGUCUCUCUUAUGAAAGAAAGAAGAACGGUGAAGCAAUUCCUCCAUCAAGCAAGCACAUCACAUCCAAAGCUUGCAUCGGCAUUGAUACCGCUCCUGUCCCUCCUGUCAUCAUUUAUAAAGGCGCUUGUCUCCCAGAAAACUGGACCACAGUUACAGUGACUUCUGACUCUGGUUGGACCAACAGUCAUAUAAUGAUCAAGUGGUUGGAAGAUGUUUUUGACCCUUACACCAGGGAUCUCGCUCAAGGUCGCCAACAUCUUCUGUUCCUUGAUGGUGGUGGAAGCUCGUACCAAAGUGGACUGACUUCCUUGAAGCUUGUUGGACUCGUAAUAUUUAUCUUGAAAGCUCGUUACUUUGAUCGAUUGAAGACAUAUCAAUUCGGUGCAGCGGACUCUUCUGCCGCAAAGGGGAUGUUCUGGGCAUGGCAUCAGCAGGCUUGGAGGGAAACGGCGACAUCUAGACAGAUGCGGGGAGCAUGGAGAAAGGCUGGGACUAUGGCCAUUGGAUUUUAA